Molecule: messenger RNA, 1403 nt
Organism: Malania oleifera
Lineage: Eukaryota; Viridiplantae; Streptophyta; Magnoliopsida; Santalales; Ximeniaceae
Exons: 10
Coding region: 360-1103 (247 amino acids)
Biological process (GO): maturation of SSU-rRNA from tricistronic rRNA transcript (SSU-rRNA, 5.8S rRNA, LSU-rRNA)
Cellular component (GO): nucleolus; 90S preribosome
Source: RefSeq, a predicted model, not a curated record
ACUUUGGUCCUAGUCUUUUGGCUCAAUUAGGACAUUCAACGGCGGGGAGCCCUUUCCCCUAGCCAUAAAAGAGAGAAAAGAAAGCGAACCAAACGCUACCUACGAAUGAAAAGAAGUCGAGGUUCUGCUUGCAGCAACAAAAGCAAAGAGGAAGAAGGCGAGGCUACGGUCGGCAUUGGGACUUCCACCUCCAUCACCGCUUCCAGCGCCGCCGCCGCCGCCGCCGCCGCCGCAGCAGCCGUGUGCUUAUUUUUCAUUUUUGGUGAACGCCUCUUUCAAUCGUAGGAAAAGGUUUCUGUCUAAUAUUUAAAUGAAGAAAUCUGAAAGCUCAAUCCCUUCUUCGAGCAAAGUAAAGUUCGAUGAUAGCGACGACUCGGAAUAUUCUUCGGAAGACGUCGGAAGGGGGACUAGAAACGGAGCUUGCUGAUGUUACAUUUGAAGAGCUGCAGAAGGCGCGCUCGAAUGGGACACAUUCUGUGUUUCAAAAAUCAACUCAAGAGAAGAAGGCUGGCCGGGCGAACAAGAAUAGGCCAAUGGAGGCUAGUAGCAAGAAGCCAGUAAGCAGAUUCAGAGAAGUGAUAACCGUUCCUAAGAAGGUUGUACGUGACCCCCGUUUUGAAACUUUAUGCGGUAAACUUGAUGACGGGUUCAGGAAACGAUAUGAUUUUCUAUUUGAAAAGGAACUUCCUGGUGAAAAGGAGGAACUGCAAAAGAAGUUAAAGAAAACAAAUGAUCCAACCAUGAUUGAGGAAUUGAGAAAAAACAUUUCAUGGAUUGACAAACUAGUGACAUCUUCAUCAGCAAAGCGUACUGAUGCUGAUAUUCUAGCUGAGCACAAGAAGAAAGAGAGAGAAGCAGCAAAGCGAGGAAAACGUCCAUUUUAUCUCAAGAAAUCUGAAAUCCGAAAGCAAAAGCUUGUUGAACAGUAUGACCUUCUUAAGGCAUCUGGCAAGGUUGAAUCCUUCAUCGCAAAGAAGAGGAGAAAGAAUGCUUCUAAGGAUCUACGAUACAAACCGUAUCAACGGCGAGAAAACAAGAUGAAUGCUUCUAAGGAUCUACGAUACAAAUCGUAUCAAUGGCCAGAAAACAAGCAGCGAGGCUGAGGAAUUUCCACAUUCUACUCGGCUUUGGUCUAGUGAAAAGUUGGGGAGUUGGGUUGGGGUUUUUCAGGGGAUGUUACAUCUGCAGGCAGUUUUUCUUCCUUGUGCCUCGCCAGAUAAGAAGCUAUAUUUUUUUCCCCGUUUUGCCAUUUGGCUCUAGGGUAUCUUCUUGGCUGAGGGAGCAAACUAGUUUGAUUAGAUUAUGCCGAGUUGUUUAUUUCCAUUGCAUCAUAAUGACCUUUUGCAACUUUCCCUUUCUCUUUUGUGUGGUUAAAUUCAUGACAGUUGAAUCAUUUUUGUGCA